Molecule: messenger RNA, 1242 nt
Organism: Ramularia collo-cygni
Lineage: Eukaryota; Fungi; Ascomycota; Dothideomycetes; Mycosphaerellales; Mycosphaerellaceae
Exons: 1
Coding region: 1-1242 (413 amino acids)
Cellular component (GO): fungal-type vacuole
Source: RefSeq, a predicted model, not a curated record
AUGCCUCGAUUAAUGCGUGCGGUCGCGCUGGCGGCACUCCUGGCCGUGCCCAUGGUGCACGCGCAGGUAGACGUCAACGUAUCACUGGAUUUACCAGACCUAGCAACUGUGACGGGGGCGACAUCCACCUCGGCCGCCGAGUCGUCGGCCACCUCUGAUGCGACGACUGCACAAACGACGGCUGCAUCUUCUGGAGGUGACGAUCAAACGAGUACCACAGAGGCGAGCUCGACGGCGACGACGAGUGACGCGGCAGACAGCACAGCUUCGGGCACAUCAGCAGAUCUGACUGCCACUUUCCCGGAUGCGACCACGUCCACCACGAGCGGCGCGCUAUUCUCCCUCACCGGACUUCCAACCAUUGCAGGCGCUGGCAUACCGACACUGGUAAUCCCUUAUACCGCAGCUGCGCCAUUCAUGCAAAAGUCUACCAUGCCUGAAGGUACCGUCUUCAUCGCCGUUGGAGCGGUCUUGGCUUUCAUGGGUGCCUGUGUGCUAUUGUGGAGAGGACUUGUCGCGUGGAGCAUCAACAGAUCUGUUAAACGUGCAGCCAUGGCUUCAAUUUGGGGACCAGAAAAGAAGGGAGCUCCUGCGUGGAAGAGUGGCACCGGAAAGCAUGCCUACAACAAGAGAUACGAGGACGGCAGUAGCAUGUCACUCGAUGCGUUGACGAGCGCCGGCAAGCCCAUCAAACCGUCCAAGGAUGAUCAUGACAGGAGGCAGUCGUCAGCCCCGCCACAGGGGCUAUUUUUCUCUCCAACCGCCCAGGCUUCCAACCGAGCAAGCUCUGCAGCCUUCGACAAUCGGAACUCCACCUAUCUUCCUGCCGGCUACUACGCCGCUCCCGCAGACGGAGCUACAGGAGGUAGAACGUCUAGGGCAUCCCUCGUUGGUGGCUCACUGGCCCCAUAUGCUCGACACAGUACGGUCAACACGCCAUCACCUCCCCACUCCCCCGGAGUACAAGGUUCCCGUUCUGCAUCGGCAUUCGGAUCUCGGGACGGACUGAGGCAACACGACGCCCUCCGUGCUCCUUCUCGAGAGGGUCGAAACGCAUCACUUAGUCGCGAUGGCUACGGCAAUGAGCGCAGCAGCUUUCUGUACCAAGAACCCAGCAGCUCGUCGCUGGCAGUUGGUACAGGCGGGCACAACAACGGCGAGUACAUGGCCGGGCAACGUGCUCCUAGCGCGGUUCUGGAUGAUCUUUUCGAAAAUCAUGGGCGCAUGAAUCAAGGUUUAUAA